AGAUCAGUAGUGUUGAAUGCAGUUUAGUGAGUGCAAGGGAUGGCAGUUGGUGGGAACUAUUUAAACUGGGUGCAAGUGUGAAGAGGUGAGUGCAGUGUGCAGCUACUUAUAAAGCACAUGGAUUAAAAUUGGGACCUCGGCGUGGGUGCGUAGGGAGGGCACGCUGACUUAAAAGUGACAGCAGUUUUCAAGCUGUCCUAGGAUUGUUGUGCUUUUAAUACUUGGAACAACGUCUCUUGGUAAGGUCUGUUUGGUGUUACAGCACUUGAAGCCGGGAAAGAAAAUGGAGAGAAUAUCAGACCAUAAUUUGAAAUGGGAGAAGUCCUCUCUGGCUACUUUAAACAGCAACAGCAUAACCCUGGUGGCUGUUCGUAAGCAGCAGCCAGCUACCGAUGUGCCUGAACUACUGAUUGUCAGUGAAAAGUCCAAGCCAGGAUCUCCUGUAAAGGUGCACAGCAGUUUUCAGAAAGAAGAGAGAGUUUCACAGGGUUGCUCCAUGGGGGUAUCAGAAGUCAAGGCUGAGCAGGCUUUGCCUAAGACUAGUACCCCUGCAAGUUGUGUACGGAAGCCAACAAUGAAGCAGAAUUUUGCCUUUGACAACAUUGGCUAUGAAGGGAACUCUGAAAACCUGUCCUCUGGGUCAUCUCAAAUGGACAUCGUUACAGUCAACAUUCUGGGUAUGACGUGCCAAUCUUGUGUGCACUCUGUAGAGGGCAGAAUUUCCAAGGUGAAGGGCAUUGUGAGUAUUAAGGUCUCUCUUGAGCGCAGCAAUGCUGUGCUUAAAUACAUACGGUCAGAAAUAAGUCCCAUACAGAUUUGCCAGGAAAUUGAGGACAUGGGUUUUGAUGCCUGCAUAGCAGAAGGAAAAUCUAUCCCAUCAUCUUUAAGAUCAACAACGUCUAUAGCAGAAGCUGUAGUUAAGUUUCGGGUAGAAGGCAUGACCUGCCAGUCUUGUGUCAAUACCAUUGAAGGUACAGUUGGGAAACUACAUGGUGUGACAAGAAUAAAAGUCUCCCUGAGUAAUCAAGAAGCAGUCAUUCUUUAUCAGCCUUUCAUUGUUCAACCUGAAGACCUUAAGAAGCACAUAAAUAACCUGGGGUAUGAAAGCACUAUUAAGACCAAAUUAGCCCCACUAACGCUUGGUAGGAUUGAUUUAGAAGGCUUACAGAAGGUUGCAGCUGGCCUUAACAGUGGUUAUGUGGAUCCGUUGGUGGACAAGAUGAAUAAUACGGCAACUGUGACUCUAGGGAUAGAAGGCAUCCAUUGCACAUCUUGCAUCAAAAAUAUUGAAGGAAAUAUAUCAAAGUUUCCAGGCCUACAAUGUAUUAAAGUGUCACUGGAGCAUAAAAAUGCUGUUGUACAGUUUAACCCUAACUUAAUUACCUUAUCAUCUUUACAACAAUCCAUUGAAACCCUUCCGCCUGGUAACUUUAGAGUAUCCUUCCUUAAUGGAGCAGAAGCAAACAAUGGAGAGCUUUUAUCAAAGGCAGCAUCUUCAUCCCAUUGUUUUCUCAGCAAGUGCUUUGGAGAUCAACUGCCUAUCACAACUGUAAUUGGCAUUGGUGGAAUGAGCUGCAGUUCCUGUGUACAGUCUAUUGAAGGCACGAUAUCCCAAAGGAAAGGAGUACAACAAGUAUCAGUUUCUUUAGCUGAAAGGACGGGGACCAUACAGUAUGAUUCAACUGUAACUAGUUCUGAAGAGCUAAGAACUGCUAUAGAAGACAUGGGAUUUGAUGCUUCUAUUCUAACAGAGACCGCUACAAGAAACUGCAAUGAUCCAACUAUUUCUGAGCCUGCUGAAAUACAACAUAAAGCUCUGGAGUCAACUUGCCAAAGAGUGGGAAAUAUUCCUGAACCCUCUCAUCGAAGUUAUGUCUCAAAUACUCCACCAAAGAUCUCUUUCCUAGAGGCUCCAAAACGGCCCAGUAUACUGACAACUGAGAAGUGCUUUAUGCAGAUCGCGGGCAUGACUUGUGCAUCAUGUGUAUCAACCAUUGAAAGACAUCUACAAAAGGAAGAUGGUAUUGUUUCAGUGCUUGUAGCUUUGAUGGCAGGUAAAGCAGAGAUAAAAUACAAGCCAGAGAGCAUACAGCCUCUUGAAAUAGCACAGCUAAUCCAGAAUUUGGGCUUCGAUGCUACAGUCAUAGAAGAUCAGGCUGAUGAAGAAGGGAGAGUGGAGCUUGUUAUUACAGGGAUGACUUGUGCUUCCUGCGUCCACAACAUUGAAUCCAAACUAACUAAAACUAAUGGCAUUUUAUAUGCUUCAGUGGCACUUGCAACUUGCAAAGCUCAUGUCCAGUUUGAUCCUGAAAUUAUUGGACCUCGAGAUAUUAUAAAAAUUAUAGAGAACCUCGGCUUUCAGGCUUCCUUGGCCAAGAGGGAUCCAAAUGAUCAUAACUUGGAUCAUAAAAAGGAAAUAAGACAAUGGAGAAAGUCUUUUUUAUGGAGCCUAAUAUUUGGUAUACCUGUCUUAAUCUUAAUGAUAUAUAUGUUAAUACCGGCUGGCCAAGGAUCUGGGGUCCUGGAACAGAAUCUCAUUCCUGGAUUGUCUCUCUUAAAUCUUCUCUUCUUUGUCUUGUGCACUUUUGUUCAAUUCCUUGGUGGAUGGUAUUUCUAUGUGCAAGCCUACAAAUCACUGAAGCACAGAACAGCUAAUAUGGAUGUACUCAUAGUGCUGGCCACAACAAUUGCUUAUAUAUACUCUUGUGUGAUCUUAAUAGUAGCUAUGGCUGAAAAGGCAGAGCAAAGCCCCAUCACGUUUUUUGACACACCACCCAUGCUAUUUGUCUUCAUUGCUCUUGGGAGAUGGCUGGAACACAUAGCAAAGAGUAAAACAUCGGAAGCACUUGCUAAACUAAUAUCUCUUCAAGCUACAGAAGCUACUGUGGUGACUCUUGGACCCAACCACUCUGUCAUCAGGGAGGAGCAGGUGCCUGUUGAGUUGGUUCAGCGGGGUGACAUUGUAAAGGUUGUUCCUGGUGGAAAGUUCCCAGUUGAUGGAAAAGUUAUUGAAGGCACCUCUAUGGCAGAUGAAUCUCUUAUUACUGGGGAGGCCAUGCCCGUCACUAAAAAACCUGGCAGCACAGUGAUUGCAGGAUCUAUAAAUGCACAUGGCUCUGUUCUUGUUAAGGCAACUCAUGUUGGCCCUGACACUACCCUGGCACAAAUUGUAAAAUUGGUGGAAGAAGCUCAGAUGUCCAAGGCACCAAUUCAGCAACUGGCUGAUAAGUUUAGUGGCUAUUUUGUUCCAUUUAUCAUCAUAAUUUCAACAGUAACAUUGAUUGUGUGGAUUGCAAUGGGCUUUAUCAAUUUCGAAGUUGUUCAGAAAUUCUUCCCACAUCGGAGCAAAAACAUCUCUAAAGCUGAAAUAAUCAUCAGGUUUGCAUUCCAAACUUCUAUCACUGUGCUGUGCAUUGCGUGCCCCUGUUCCUUGGGCCUGGCCACUCCAACAGCAGUCAUGGUGGGCACAGGAGUGGCUGCUCAAAAUGGUAUUCUUAUCAAAGGUGGAAAACCUCUGGAGAUGGCCCACAAGAUAAAGACUGUGAUGUUUGAUAAAACGGGGACCAUCACCCAUGGAGUUCCUAAAGUCAUGAGAGUGCUUCUGCUAGGGGACACGGAUACCCUGUCUCUCAAGGUGGUUCUUGCAGUUGUGGGCACUGCAGAGGCCAACAGUGAACAUCCCUUGGGAAUGGCUAUAACUAAAUACUGCAAAGAGGAACUUGGUACAGAGAGCCUGGGGUAUUGCAUGGAUUUUCAGGCAGUACCAGGCUGUGGAAUCAGCUGUAAAGUCAGUGGUGUUGAAGCUGUCUUAGGCCAGAAGGAGCACAGUCUAAAUGAGCGGAAUGCUGACCUGCAUGGGGACGGCACUGUUUCCCUGAAACACAGUUCAUUGAUCAUGAUAUCCGAACCUGAUGGUGCAGCAGCCCCUCACACCUACUUAGUGGUGAUUGGAAAUCGUGAAUGGAUGAGACGUAACGGUUUGCAUAUUUCAAAUGAUGUUAAUGAUGCAAUGACAGGCCAUGAAAUGAAAGGACAGACAGCUGUAUUGGUGGCUAUGGACGGUGCAUUGUGUGGGAUGAUUGCAAUAGCAGAUACUGUCAAACAGGAAGCAGCACUGGCUGUGCACACCCUAAAAACCAUGGGAAUCGAUGUGGUUCUUAUAACAGGGGACAACAGAAAAACUGCUAAAGCCAUUGCUACACAGGUUGGCAUAAAAAAAGUGUUUGCUGAGGUUCUUCCUUCUCACAAAGUCGCAAAGGUCCAGGAACUCCAAAAUGAAGGGAAGAAGGUAGCCAUGGUUGGAGAUGGAGUCAAUGAUUCCCCUGCACUGGCCCAGGCUGACAUCGGUGUUGCUAUUGGAACAGGCACUGACGUUGCCAUUGAAGCAGCAGAUGUUGUUCUUAUUAGAAAUGAUUUACUGGACGUGGUUGCCAGCAUUCAUCUAUCAAAGAGAACUGUACGAAGAAUACGAAUAAAUCUGGUCCUUGCCUUAAUUUAUAAUCUGCUUGGGAUACCCAUAGCAGCAGGAGUGUUUAUGCCCAUUGGUAUCGUGCUUCAGCCAUGGAUGGGUUCCGCAGCCAUGGCAGCUUCAUCAGUGUCUGUGGUGCUAUCUUCCUUGCAACUAAAGUGUUACAAGAAACCAGAUGCAGAAAGUUAUGAAGCCCAAGCUCAGGGCUGUAUGAAGCCACUGACUCCUUCUCAAAUCAGUGUUCACAUUGGGAUGGAUGAUAGGAGACGGGAUUUGCCCAGAACCAGUGCCUGGGAUCAGAUUAGUCAAGUGUCCCUCUCUUCUCUGACUUCAGACAAGCUGUCUAGACACAGUGGCUCUAUAGAGGAAGAAGGGGACAAGUGGUCACUGCUCAUUAAUGACAGAGAUGAAGAACAAUACAUUUAACAUGCAUCUCCAAGAGCUAGAUAGUAAGGUGAGAUACAGUUCUUUGCCAGUGACAGCAAUGACUAAACCACCAAGAGUUUGAUAAUUACAAAUGGAUUCUUUUAUGUUUCAUCUUGCAAAGCAACUGGAGUUCAAUAAGUCAGCUUUGUAUUGUGUGAAUGUUGAUUUGUCAGGCUACAAAUCACUUUCAGUCACUAAAAUGUCUUGAGGCCCCGUAAUGAAUUAAGCCCUUAACUGCAUACAUUAUUCACUAUGCACAGUAUGAUAUUGGAACUUUCAAAGUCUAACAUAACUGCUACCUCCUGGGUUGUUUGUGGGGAACCAAAAUCCCAUUCUUCUCUAUCUCACUCAUGUGUCUUACAGUGAUUCCUGUAAGAAACAUAGACACUUUCCCCAUAUGCCAUAUUUCAUUACUAUGUCAAAGUGAAAACAAAUGUGCUUGACUUAGAGCCCUGUGUUUAGGGAUCUUGGAUCUUGUUCUUGGAUAAAAUAAAAAAAAUCAGAACAAGCUGUGCCAACACAGGGGAAAUUUUACAGUUUGGACUGUCCUUUUCCUUAGAGUCAAAAUAUGUAUUUAAAGAUUUUCCAGAGCAUAAAUAUUUUGAAAUUCUGUUUUAAAGGUUAUCAUUUAACUCCAUGCAUUGCUGAUUCUUUUGACAUUGAUCUCCAUUUACUAAAUUUCCUCUCAGUACCUAACUGCUCUACUUAGAUGUUCCACUUGAAUCCUGCAGCCCUUUUCUUCCAGCAGAGUUCCACUUCUCCACAUUUCUUACAUGUUCCAUUUUCCCCUGUGGGACCAGAUCUUACAAGCCAGUAGAGACCCCUCUGUCCUUCUGAAAUCUGUGAAGUCUGAGCUCCCUUCAGUUGUCUGCACUAGUAAAACACUUUAUCUGCAAGCACAGUGCAGAAUCCUUUGAUUCUCUGAAAAAUGUGGUGCUCAGCUAUUUGUCUGUGUGGCAGGGCGCUGUAAAUACACAAUUGUGAACCAUCCUAGCUGUUCAGCUAUUGACAUAUUCGUGCUGCUGCAUUCAGAGAGGCUUUCCAUCAUGAGUGCUUGUUCUGUGCUCUGAUUUGAGCACAGAAUGAUGCUCUUGCACCAAUGAGAGAAGUUAAUAAGUGUGGCUCUUUGGGAACUUUACAGAAGUGAUAGUGCAGUAGAAGUGGAGAUUCAAUGAGCACAGUGGAUCUGGAGACUGGCAAGCAAAAAGUAGUAGUUUAAAGUGCAUCUAUAAAUCCACUUAAUCCCUCUUAAUAUCUUGUGCCAGAGCUGAGUAGUUAAAAGAAACCCUUUGCCUGAAUAGUAAUCCUGUCCCAGGCAAAAGAAAAAGUUUCAUUCUUAUACGCAUCACACCAGGUUAAAUCUGUCAGUCUUACUUCAAAUUUCAGUUUAACAGUGGACCUAAUAACUAAAUAUGUCCACAAGGAGGAGACAGUAACUUGACUGGUAUAAUGGGCUAGGCCAGCUAUUCCUGGGAUUCCAAAAUGACGGGUGGGAAUCAUGGGGAAAAGGUAUUGAGCUUAAUUGUACUUUGUAUGUGUGGUUGACUGGUUGUUUGGGGUUUUUGAAUCGUGCAGGAUGACAAUGCAAUUUGUGGGUCAGUUACAUGAAAAAGCAGUAAAAAUGAAAAGAGUAAAGAAUAGGUACAGGGCACCCAUUCACUAUGGCAGCACAAGUAUUCAAUUAUUCUUCAAAGCUGUUCUUAACCAUUUAAUCACACGUUUAAAGUACUUCUUUGAAGGACAGAAGAGGGGA
Gavialis gangeticus (Gharial) is the source of this 6647-nucleotide messenger RNA. RefSeq names its product ATPase copper transporting beta (gene ATP7B). The record is from RefSeq and is a predicted model, not a curated record. Gene Ontology annotation, cellular component: membrane. NCBI's taxonomy places the organism in Eukaryota, Metazoa, Chordata, Crocodylia, Gavialidae. Gene Ontology annotation, molecular function: ATP binding; ATPase-coupled monoatomic cation transmembrane transporter activity; copper ion binding. The coding region runs from base 284 to 4894 and encodes 1536 amino acids. The transcript has 21 exons. Gene Ontology annotation, biological process: monoatomic cation transport.